This is a messenger RNA of Paramecium pentaurelia, 928 nucleotides long. NCBI's taxonomy places the organism in Eukaryota, Ciliophora, Oligohymenophorea, Peniculida, Parameciidae. The record is from the annotation of a GenBank genome assembly.
AUGAAGUAUUUAAUUGGCUCCUUAUUAAUUUCCUUUCUAUUUAUUUCUAAUUAUUUUAAUAGCACCUAAUUUUAAUCAUCUGAUUUUGAGAAUUGGUAAAAAUAAUAUGGAUAUUUUAAUACAUAAUAUGAGAGAUAAUAUAGAGAAAUGAUAUACAAUUAAAAUAAAAAGUUAAUAUAAGAACAUAAUAGCAAAUAGAACAUUACAUACAGAAUGUAGGAGAACUAAUUUAUGACUUUAACUCAUGAGGAAUUUGUAGGAAUCUACUUAAGUGAAGUAAAGGAGUCUAUUUAAGAAAUGACAAUAUUAAAUUAAGAUUUAUAUAAUCCAUUGUAAGCAGUAGAUUGGAGAAAUUACACAACAGUUUAUAAUUAAGGGUCUUGUGCUGCUGGAUGGGCAUUUUCAGUGGGUAGUUCUAUUGAAUCAUGGUUUUAUAUAAGAGGUGGUGGAUAAAAUAUUUCUGUAUCAGUUUAGCAACUAGUUGACUGUGAGAAAAAUUCAUCAGGAUGUAAUGGAGGCAUUAACACUCAAGCUAUGUUAUAUGCUUUAAAAGAUGGACUAUAUAAUUCUCAAAAUUAUCCUUAUGUUGGUACUCAAUUAGCAUGUAAAGCAACAAAGAGUGGUACAUAUUUUAUAAAUAAUUACACAUUUGUUGGAGGAUCAUCAUAAUCAUUACAAAGUUCCUUAUAAAAUUAUCCUGUUUCUGUUGGUUUGGAUGCAACAAAUUGGUAAUUUUAUAGUACAGGAUUGUUUUCAAAUUGUUCUGAAAAUUUAAUUAAUCAUUAUGCACUUGCCAUAGGGUUUGAUUCAAACAACAAUUGGGUUGUUUAGAAUUCAUUCGGAACAGGUUGGGGUGAGAAUGGAAUUAUUAAACUACUACCUAAUAAUACCUGUGGAAUAUUAAAUCAAGCCUAUCAAAUAUAUUGAA